Messenger RNA from Quercus lobata, 1494 nucleotides. RefSeq lists its product as uncharacterized. Lineage: Eukaryota; Viridiplantae; Streptophyta; Magnoliopsida; Fagales; Fagaceae. The coding region runs from base 1 to 1494 and encodes 497 amino acids. The record is from RefSeq and is a predicted model, not a curated record. The transcript has a single exon.
AUGGACCAAAUGAAGAAAGUCAUGGAGGAGAUGAAGGAGAACAUGAGGAGAACGAAUCCUUUAGAAGAUUUGGUCCACAGAACUGACUCUCCUUUUACGGCUUCCAUCAAUGGCCACCCUCUACCAUCAAAGUUCAAACUGCCUUCCCUGGACUCGUAUGAUGGGACGCGUGACCCCUUUGAUCACAUUGCAACAUUCAAGACAACAAUGCACCUUCAAGGGGUCCCUGAUGAAAUCAUGUGUCGAGCCUUCCUUACUACCCUUAAAGGCCCGGCACGAGUUUGGUUCAGUAAAAUACCCCCAAGUUCCGUAAGUUCUUUCGAAGAGUUGAGCAAAUUGUUUGUUAACAAUUUCAUCGGGGGACAGAGGCACAAGUGCUCUUCGUCCAGCUUACUGACCAUAGAACAAGGGGAGAACGAAAGCCUGCGGUCAUUCAUCACUCGCUUCAACAAAGAAGCCCUUAGUGUGGACGAGGUGGACGACAAGCUUCUACUGGCAGCCUUCCACAACGGGAUUAAUUCGGAUUUAUUUAUCCACAAGCUAUAUGAGAAGAAGCCUCAAACCAUGGCCGAGCUCGUCCAUUCGACUCAGAACUUAAUGAAUGCAGAAGAUGCGAUCAUAGCCAAGAAGACGAAAAGAGCUGAAAGGAUGGAAGCGCACCCAGCUCGACACUCAGAACAAGCCCCUCGUCCAAAGAAGGGACGGGCGGAAGAUAAGAAGGAACGAGAUAACAGGAAGACAGGUCCCUUGGGAAGAAGCCAGAAUUAUACGCCCCUGAACGCUCCACUUGAUCAGGUGCUCAUGCAAAUCAAAGACGAUCCUUCUUUAAAAUGGCCAGAGAAGAUGAAAGGGGAUCCCAAUAAGCGCAAUAAGAACAAAUAUUGUCGCUUUCACAGGGACCAUGGGCAUGACACGGAUGAGUGUUAUGACCUGAAACAACAAAUUGAGAACCUUAUCAGACAAGGAAAGUUGAGGCACUUCGUUGGAAGGGAUCAUAAAGAUGAGAAGUUGAAAGGCAAAAUAGAGGAAUCAUCCCGGCCCCCAUUAGGAGAGAUAAUGAUUAUCGUCGGAGGGAACUCGAUGGGACAAUCUUCCAAGUCGAAGAAGACGUAUCUCAAAGCGGUACAAAACGUCCAGCUCUCUGGACGAUCACCAAGGACGAGAUCAAUGGACGAGCCAACCAUUUCCUUCAUCAACGAAGAUGCUGAGAGGAUCCAUCACCCGCAUGACAAUGCGAUUGUCAUUACACUGCUUAUUGCAGAUUAUACAACCAGAAGAGUGUUAGUUGACAAUGGAAGCUCAGCAGACAUAUUGUACUACCCUGCCUUCCAACAGAUGAGGCUUGGACGGGAUCAACUUCGUCCAGUCUGCUCACCACUGAUAGGAUUUGGAGGAAUGAAGGUGCAGCCCGUGGGUACCAUUACAUUACCAGUUGUGGUAGGGUCAUACCCACAACAGAUAACCAAGGAAGUCAAUUUCCUCGUGGUAGACUGA